Messenger RNA from Erinaceus europaeus (western European hedgehog), 3234 nucleotides. It is a transcript of the gene PRSS23, whose product is annotated as serine protease 23. Lineage: Eukaryota; Metazoa; Chordata; Mammalia; Eulipotyphla; Erinaceidae. Gene Ontology annotation, molecular function: serine-type endopeptidase activity. Gene Ontology annotation, biological process: proteolysis. The record is from RefSeq and is a predicted model, not a curated record. The transcript has 2 exons. Bases 150 to 1289 code for a protein of 379 amino acids.
GGGAGUUUGGGGCGGGGGCUCUGGGCGGGCUGGGGCUCAGUAGGGCGGGGUCUGGGGGGCGGGCCGGACGCACUGGAGUGAGAGCCGGCAUGGGCGAGGCGGAGUGAGUUGCGCAGCGGCCAGGGGCUGCUGGCUAGGCGGAGCUCAGCAUGGCCCCGACUCCGAGGCUGCUACUGCUCUUGUGCGCCCUGCAACAGGCAAGCGGCCACGGGAAGCCGACGUGGGCCGCCCAGCGGGUGCCCGCCGUGCUGCCCCAGGCCACCCUGCCCCUGGCGCCGCCGGCCUUCGCGGCUGAGGCCCGGCUAGAGGUGCUGUCGCCGUGCGGGCCGCAGUGUCACCGGGGCAGCCCACCGCCCGGCCCCGAGCAGCUGGCGCAGUACCUGUCCUACGAGACGCUGUAUGCAAACGGCCGGCGCACCGAGACCAGGGUGGGCGUGUUCGCGCCGGACCUGGGCGGGGCCGGAGCCAAGGCCGAGGCCACCGUGAGGGCCCCCGGCGGGGCCAGGGUCCGUGCCCGGCGGCAGAUCUAUGGCCACGACAGCCGCUUCAGCAUCUCGGGCGCGGCCUUCCUGCUGCGCUACCCCUUCUCCACGUCGGUCAAGCUGUCCACCGGCUGCACCGGGACGCUGGUGUCCGAGCGCCACGUGCUCACGGCGGCCCACUGUAUCCACGACGGCCAGACCUACGUCAAGGGCACCCAGAAGCUGCGGGUGGGCUUCCUGAGCCCGCGGGUGAAGGAAGGCGGCCGGGGCGCCAACACCUCGGGCCCGGGCCGGCCCCCCCAGACGCGCUUCCAGUGGAUCCGGGUGAAGCGCACGCACGUGCCCAAGGGCUGGAUCAAGGGCAGCGCCAACGACAUCGGCAUGGACUACGACUACGCGCUGCUGGAGCUGCGCAAGCCGCACCGCCGCGCCUUCAUGGAGCUGGGCGUGAGCCCGCCCGCGCGCAGGCUGCCUGGGGGCCGCAUCCACUUCUCAGGCUACGACAACGACCGGCCGGGGGCGCUGGUGUACCGCUUCUGCGACGUGCGCGACGAAACCCGUGACCUGCUGUACCAACGCUGCGACGCGCAGCCGGGUGCCAGCGGCUCCGGCGUCUACGUGCGCAUGUGGCGGCGGCCGCAGCGGCGCUGGCAGCGCAAGGUCAUCGGCGUCUUCUCCGGCCACCAGUGGGUGGACGUCAAUGGGGCGCCCCAGGACUUCAACGUGGCUGUGAGGAUCACCCCGCUCAAGUAUGCCCAGAUCUGCUACUGGAUCAAGGGGAACUACCUGGACUGCAGGGAGGGCUGACUCGCCGCCACCCCACAGGGCUCACUGGAGGACUUCCGUGCAGCUGCUCUGAGAGAGGCUUCCUUUUGUCACACUGGGUGUGUGCGUAUGCGUGUGUGAGCGUAGGUUCGAGACAUCAUGUCUUCUACUUGCUUGCUUUUAUUUUUUUUGCCACCAGUGUAAUCACAGGGGCUCAGUGCCUGCAUUCCUCCAACACUCCAGGUGGUCUUUUUCUUUUUUUCCUUUCCUCCAGAUAAUGAGACAGAGAGACACACAGAAGAGAGACACCACAGCACUGCCCCACUAGCUGCCUGCAUGAGGUGGUCCAGGCCAAACCCAGGUGCUUGGCAUAUGGUACCAUGUGCACUCACCUGGGUGAGCCCCCUGGCAACCUCUUUACCUGGUCCUUUUAACUGCAUGCUGACUGGCAGGAUCCUUUCACUGCUGGUUUGUGUGUCAUAUUUCUUGUGCAGCCUGAUGGCAGGUGUGUACCUAGAAAUCAAAGAAGCCAAUCUUUCACUUUUGAGGAAGUCUGACUUUGCUUUCAUCUGAACUCAUAUCAAGAUUGAGAUCAAAUACAUGGCCUGCUGAACCUACAGAUUCUUAGUGUGUGUGUGUGUGUGUGUGUGUACACAUGCACACAUUUCUUCCUGAGAUUUUUGUUGUUGUUUGUUUGUUUUUUGUAAUGCCUAGUCAGUCCAUCAUGUUUCUGAGUGUCAGUGUUCCCACCCCCACACAAUUCGUGUAAUUAUCACAGCCCUCCUAGGCAGGCAGUCACCAUGUUUUGGAUAUUGGGGGUGGAGGGGGAUGGAAUCCCAUCCACUUAGCAGUCCCUGAUUAGUCCAGUGAUUCCUUAAUUCUAACUUUGGUUACUGUAAUUCUGACUCCCAGAAAAUCAGUGCUUGUUUAGACACAGCCAUUUCUCCUGUUUGAGGGAGAUAUGCCUCUGCCAAUCUGUAGCCUCCAUCUCCUCACCCCCAAGGCGAGCAGGCUUCUCAUGUCCCGGCCUAAACAAUGCACGAGAACAGGUCAUCCUGCUACCCAGCUCAUAGUUGUGGUCACACUCGGAACAAUCACAGCAUUUUAACACCCCCUGACCUUCCCUUGAGAACAGACUUCGUGUUUUAUCACUUGGCUGAAGUUGUUUCAAAGGAAUUAAAUUCCAGAGAACACUGAGAGCUUUGCUGGACAGAUGUCCCCACAGAAUGACCCCUUGUUUGCCUGUGGCCACACAGGCUGGGUCAAAACUAUUCCACAGCUUGCAGUAUGCUUUGGGAAGUAGUAGGGGGCUGUGUGCUUCUUCAGUAGGGAGGAUCUUUUAUUUUUUUUAGUGCAUUCAUCUGGUAGGUGAAUAUGAUGGAAUAGCCAGUCUGACUUUCAUUCUCCUCCUUCCAGAAGGGCCUCUUAUUCUCCUGAGACUCACCAGGUUGUUGAAUGCUAGAGACUGCAAACACCCCAAACUUGGCCAGUGGGGAAAUGGCAAUGAAUCUAGUUCACAUGCCCCAGUGAAUAUCUUUGUUGGAGCACUCCACAGUGUGCAAAAGAAAAGUCUGGCUUAUUUAAGGUUUUUUUAUUAUUAUUAUUUCAACCAGCAUUAUUGCUGAGGCUCAGUGCCUGCACCAGUCACCCACUCCUGGUGACAUUUCUUUUAUAUAUGGAGAGAAACAAACACAGAGAGAGGAGAGACACCUGCAGCACUAUUUCACUGCUCUUAAGGCUUCCCUGUGCAGAUAGGAAACACUGGGGCUUCAAACCUGGGGCUGCAUUUGUGAUUGGCAUGUGUACACUUAAGAUUUUAUCCUGUGAUUCUCUGAACACUUCUUUCUAUAUUCCUCAGUAGAAGGGGGAAAAAAAAAAGCAAAUGGAUUGCAACGCAUCAAUCGACUGUCAUGCUUGGUGCUUGUUCCCGGGGUAAUUUCCAUCUGUAAGGACAUUAAACACAGAAAAAAUACUUAACACCUUCUCA